Molecule: messenger RNA, 504 nt
Organism: Diversispora eburnea
Lineage: Eukaryota; Fungi; Glomeromycota; Glomeromycetes; Diversisporales; Diversisporaceae
Source: the annotation of a GenBank genome assembly
AUGGAUAAGUUUAAAUCAUCUUUUCUCUCUUUUCAUAAGGAAAUUGAACCAUUUCUGACCAUCGAAGAAACGGUCAAAACACUCUUUCCGGAUGCAUCAAGUGCUAAUAUUAAAAAGUAUACAAAACAGAUUUCAAAAGUUGACGAAUUAGAUCCAGUGUUGAUUAUAAAGCCAAACCAAGCAUGGGUCACAAAUAAUGGAUGGGUCGCUUAUAAUCAAGCAAUGGAUCGUUUCGCUACUUUCAAUCUUAGUAGUCAACGCAGAGAUGAAGACAGCCGUUGUAUCUUUCACUUCAGAGAUAUCCAAGAACUGUAUUCCGUUCGGGACGGUCUUCGUAAUAGUAAUCUUAUUCCCAACGGCUUUCAUGUUCCUCAUACUUUACGAGCCGUUGUACCCGCAACUAUUAAUAACCCGGAACCAAUUGGAUGUGCAUACAUUUUGAUUAAGUUAACAGUCAAAAAAUCUGAAUUUUCGGAAGAUACGAGUUUUUUUAAUGUCGCUUAA